AUGCCCAGAGAGUCAGAGAGUGACAAUCUCAUGAUGAGACCUGAUCAUGAAAAGACUGACAAGACAGUGCUCCAUGAGAUGACUGUUCUUGCACAAAAUCUUGGUUUUGACUCUACACAAAUCACAGAUCUCAUCAAGCUAUCUCUCAAUCAUCAGAUCGCGCGUGGAAUAUUUGAGACUCUUAUUGACUACAUCAUAGAAUGCUUCUCUCUUACCAUCCUCAUUGAGCGCCAGCUCUCUUGCGAUUUCAUCUCUAACAGUGAGACUAAGCUAAAUGCUCAGUGUGAGCUCCCGCAUGCCAGAGCGCAGCAGCAAGAUCAUCAGUUUCUCUUCCUCAAUCAACUGCAUACUGAUGAAAUGCCGGCGGGUGGGAAGGUCUCUACAUUGUUCAUGAGACAAUGUGUCUAUUUUGCCUUUUUUGGCAAGCCACUGACAUCUCCACCUUCUCAACACACUUGGGUUGAACCGGCUCCUUCAGCAAGUGAUCCAUCCAAUUUGUCAAUAUCACCACUUCUCAUGCCCGGUGACAGUCCACUUGCAGGAUUCGGACAGCUUCCUUUGCAGGCAAACAAUGGUUAUACCACUGAACACAGCGAGCGAAGCCCAAUGCAGCUAGAGGUGGCAGAGAGGGCGACUGCAGAAGAAACCGGAGCUGCCGACGAAGCCCGGCGUCAGAAGGAGGCUGAAGAGAUGGCAGCCGCUGAGGCUGCCUUGAGACUUGCCCAAUUUCAGAAGGAAGCCGAAGAAAGAGCAGCCACCGAGUGUUAUGCUGCGGAACAAGAACAGCUUCGACAAGAACAACUGAGGCAGGAGGAGGAAAGACAAUAUGCUGUGGAACUAGAACAGCUUCGCCAGCAGGAAGAGGAAAAAUUGGCCGCUGAACAAUAUGCCGCGGAACAGGAACAGCUUCGACAAGAACAACUGAGGCAGGAAGAGGAGGAGGCAAGAGCAGCCGCUGAAUGA
Molecule: messenger RNA, 963 nt
Organism: Blastomyces gilchristii SLH14081
Lineage: Eukaryota; Fungi; Ascomycota; Eurotiomycetes; Onygenales; Ajellomycetaceae
Exons: 3
Coding region: 1-963 (320 amino acids)
Source: RefSeq, a predicted model, not a curated record